CUGUGCCACUCUGUUCAAUAUCAUAGGACUUCAGGUUGGCAAUCAAUAAACUUAUUUCUAACAUCCCCUGUAAACAUUUUACUGGCAACCAUAAAAGUACUUAUUUUUGUCAUGUUUUGAUUUCGGAGGGAAGGUCAGAAAAAUAUUUUUAUGCUCCCUUCUAUUAGUAUCAUAUCAGUGUCAUAUUAGUGUCAUAUCAGUGUCAUAAAAACGUAGCAAAAUUUCACAGUUUAAAUUUUGAGCUUUUUUUUUUGUUAUAAUCUUCAUAACUUGACAAUUGUUCUCCACCAAAACAGACUUUGUGUUUCCGAGGUAACAGUGAACUGCGAUCUCUCCCUACAUCAGUGAGAAAUUUGAUUUGUCUACAAAAGUUAGACCUGAGCCACUGUAAUCUUCGUCAAAUUCCGACAACAAUCGGCAAUUGCACAUUCCUCAGGAUCUUCAUGAUAUCAUAUAACAGGUUCUGUAAAGCCUUCUUUGAACUGGAUGUAUCCGUGUUCUUUAAAGACUUUUUCAUCUAGAUGUUUAGUCCCUACAUGUCCUUUAAUGCCUUUUUUCAAAUGGAUUUUUAGCACCUAUUAUACUAGGUGCUACUAGUGUCUAUUGGCAAUGUUCCACAUGUGAAUACAAUUUACUCAUUCAUUGUGAGCCAGAUUUUAACCAGUCUUGUCUCCAAAAAUUAUUUUGUUUUAAAUUUAAAUACGAAUUUCAGGAUGCAACUGUAUUAAUGAGAACAUAACAAAUAGCCAACUUAAAUGUUUAAUAGUUUUUGCAAGACAAUCUUAAAUGUUUAUUUCUCUUCCAGAUUGAGUCACCUCCCUUGUGAGAUCUCCCAAUGCUACAGACUAGAACAGUUGGAUGUCAGUGGUAACCAGCUGACUUACCUCCCUGCAACACUUCUCUUCAGACAAGGGCAGCUAGCCAUUAAAAGUGAGCAGUUCUCCUUCAAUUAUCUCUCACCCCAUUCAUUUCUCAUGACACUGCUCGCCUCAUUUCUUGAAUUGAGUCGGCCAGCUGUUUUUGCCUCCCCCUCCCACCUCCUUCUCCUAUUUUACCUGUGUAAGCUGUAAAGAAUGUCAUAUAAUCUACACCAUGUUUUAAAAAAAGAACUUUGUGACAGUAUAAAGCAGUAUAAGUACAAUCAAUGUUGAUAAAGAAUUAAUUAGUUAUCAUCUAGCCAAAGGUAGACGCGUGUCUCGUUUAGCUGCGUAAAUGUGUGUGUCAAAAGAGACCUCAUCAUAAACAUUCAGUGUCCAUUGUUUAUUGCAUCUCCAGCUUUAGGAAAUGAUUUCAUUCAUAAGGAGGAUGUUCCCAGGCAGUGGCCUGCACUGUCCAGUAUUAUUUCAAAUGGUCAGAAUCAGCCCCCUUCUCUCUGGCUCCUGUCCAGGGCAUCAGUGGACAGAUGGGGAUUGGACACUGGUCAACUGCCUUUACCAAUACAAGGUAUGCAGAGUCCCCUCUUACAACGUUUUUUUACAAAAAUAUUUGCGUCCGAUCUGUACUCCCCAUUUAUCACCAUCUUUAAUUAUCACCAUCUUUAAUUAGGAAUAUUUUAAUAAAUUCAUUUUUAUUCAAUACAUUUAACUUAAAAAUAAUUUAGUUGUUAUUGAGGUUUUAAAAAGUUCAAUUAAGUUGUUUUUUUAAUUUUAGCAGUCAAUUUUUUUUUUUUACUUCAUUUUUCUCUACAAACAUAAAUGUAAUCGUGACAAAAUGUCAGUCUAAAAAUACAAUAUAUAUAUAUAAUAAUUUAUUAUAAGCUUUAUCCGUGAAAAAAUAUUAUUAAUAGUAAAUUUAACAUUUCUAUAAAAGAAUUUUUUUUUUUGCAUUAUUUAAAAAAAAUAAAUGUAAUCGUGACAAAAUUUCAGUCUAAAAAUACAAUAUAUAUAUAUAAUAAUUUAUUAUAAGCUUUAUCCGUGAAAAAAUAUUAUUAAUAGUAAAUUUAACAUUUCUAUAAAAGAAUUUUUUUUUUUGCAUUAUUUUAAAAAAAAAAGAUUUCUCAAAAUAAUUUUUAGAACUUUAAACUAAAAAUUAGAAUUGCCUAAUUUCAGAAGAACUCUCCAAUGCCUCCAGUUGUUUCCAUUGUGGAAAGAAAAACAUCACAAGCAGUGUCGGUCUGGUCAGAUUUUCACAGUUCAAUCAAAAACCACUGCCCCAGGGCAGCUCAGGUGAAGACGAGUACCCAUUUCUAUACACGUUCUGCUCUAUGCACUUACAGAGUUGUACACAGGACACACUGGAACAACGGGUUGACCACCUUUCACAACCUCUGUAAGACACAAGGCACGGUUGCACUUCAAAACUGUCAAGCCUGGUCCUUGUCAAAUGAGAAUUUCUCUCUGUCUAAAAAAAGCAUAUUUUUUUGUUGAAUGAGGUCAAGGUCUCAGUUAUGUGAUUCUCAUAAUGGUUAUUACAAUUAUUCCAUCGUGCACAGGAAGAAUCAGAUCCUCUCAAACUAAUGCACAAAAGUUUCCUGCGAUGGAGCCAGUAUUCGGUGUUUUACCAGUGUCCAUUGUAUUCAAAAGCUGUAUUUUCUCCUAAUCAAGUGAAUGCCAAUGCAGAGUUGAUCUUUAUUUACAACAUAUUUACAAUGCAACAUUGACAUAGUGAGAUACUCAUAUCACAUAGACAUAAUGUGAUACUCAUCUCACAUAGACAUAAUGUGAUACUCAUCUCAUAAAUUAUGUUGAAGUUGUGGUAUUUACUGUGUAAUGCAUUAAACAUUAUAUAUGAAAAUAGAAUUGAAGGAGGGGGGAGGUAUCCUCAGCGGGUCAUUCUCAUGGCAUGUGAGUAUUUAACUAUCCGUCUAUAUUGUACUUCACUUUGUUUCUCGUAAGUUAUAUCAUAUAUGAUUGUUAGAUAAAUGCAGAGAUUUUUUUUGGGGGGUAAAAUGUGACCAGGGAAAGCACUACUAAAUUGAAAAUGUUGUGCACCCACAGACAGUGCAUCAAACAUUGGUACCUGUGUGGCUAGAUAAUGGUGGUAUGCACUCACGCUGGGGGGGGGCUUACACAAAAAUUCAUCAACCAUUUGGAAAGUUGUGAAAUAAUUGACAACAUGACAGAAGGUGUAGACUAGGGUACCAGAAGUUGUUAGCAUUUUUCAUUAAUUUAUCUGACUAUGGAACUCUUUCACCGGGUUUUUGAUUCAGAGUUACACAGGGGUCGUCUAAGACCACCAGAAAACACAUAGUUAUGAAUUAGCAACGAAAAUAAUUUUAUGGUUGGGGGUCACCUCAACAUGAGGAAAGGGCAUUAGGAAGGUUGAGAACCACUGUCUUAGAUAAAUUGCCAACCAAAGUUAACCGGAGAUGUUUCUGCUUGACUUGGGUUUUGGAGGGGAUGAAAUCCUGACCACACGCUACGGAUUGAGUCAUUUAAUUAGCUGGUAUCAGCUUGCCUAGAAGAAAACAUCCAUUAACUGUAGCUUUCUGAUAGGGACCUUAGAGGGUCCUCAAGAAAACCUGUUACGCCAAUGUUGGAGUUGCACCGUCAAGAGCACAAUGGCUUUAACCAGCCCCCCUGCUUUGUAGGCUGGAAGACCAGAAUCGGGCGAGGCGGCCAGCUCCAGGUGUGCCAAUGAUCUUCAUGCACAAAGUGAAAUCCUGCAUAUAUUAAGUUGGUGUAAGUCUUAUGGAUAAUGAAUUUUUGAGAAGCAUCAAAUUGUACAACCUUCUGCCCUAGGAUCUAAAGUUGCAGUAAGUCUUGUUUUGAAUCUUGGACAAAACUUUUAAGUUAAAAACAUUUUAGUUUGGUUUAUAGUUUGACAGCUUGUGUUUGACAGCUAAGCUGUUUGACAGCUUGUGUUUGACAGCUAAGCUGU
Messenger RNA from Lymnaea stagnalis (great pond snail), 3819 nucleotides. The record is from the annotation of a GenBank genome assembly. Lineage: Eukaryota; Metazoa; Mollusca; Gastropoda; Lymnaeidae.